This is a messenger RNA of Antrostomus carolinensis (chuck-will's-widow), 1725 nucleotides long. RefSeq names its product DEAD-box helicase 41 (gene DDX41). Lineage: Eukaryota; Metazoa; Chordata; Aves; Caprimulgiformes; Caprimulgidae. The transcript is spliced from 15 exons. The record is from RefSeq and is a predicted model, not a curated record. Gene Ontology annotation, biological process: mRNA splicing, via spliceosome. Bases 22 to 1725 code for a protein of 567 amino acids. Gene Ontology annotation, molecular function: ATP binding; RNA helicase activity; nucleic acid binding.
CAGCUGCAGAAGCUGCUGCAGAUGCGGCGGAAGGUGGUGUCGGAGGAGGAGCAGCGGGACAGCGGGAGCGAGCAGCGGGGGGACGAGGAUGACAUCCCACUGGGGCCACAGUCCAACAUCAGCCUCCUGGACCAGCACCAGCACCUCAAGGAGAAGGCGGAAGCUCGGAAGGAGUCGGCCAAGGAGAAGCAGCUGAAGGAGGAAGAGAAGAUCCUGGAGAGCGUGGCAGAGGGCCGAGCUUUGAUGUCGGUGAAGGAGAUGGCAAAAGGCAUCACCUACGACGACCCGAUUAAAACCAGCUGGAGAGCACCUCGUUACAUCCUGGGCAUGUCGGAGGCACGGCAUGAUCGCGUGCGCAAGAAGUACCACAUCCUGGUGGAGGGGGAAGGCAUCCCGCCCCCCAUCAAGAGCUUCAAGGAGAUGAAGUUCCCAGCAGCUAUCUUGAGGGGCCUGAAGAAAAAAGGAAUCCAGCAGCCAACGCCCAUACAGAUCCAAGGCAUCCCCACGAUCCUCUCGGGAAGGGACAUGAUUGGCAUUGCGUUCACUGGCUCUGGGAAGACCUUGGUGUUCACCCUCCCGGUGAUCAUGUUCUGCCUGGAGCAGGAGAAGAGGUUGCCAUUUUCCAAGCGAGAGGGACCCUACGGACUCAUCAUCUGCCCCUCGCGGGAGCUGGCCCGGCAGACCCACGGCAUCAUCGAGUACUACUGUCGCCUGCUGCAGGAGGACGGCCUGCCCCCGCUGCGCUGCGCCCUCUGCAUCGGGGGCAUGUCUGUCAAGGAGCAGAUGGAGACAAUCAAACAUGGUGUACACAUGAUGGUGGCAACCCCUGGCCGCCUGAUGGACCUGCUGCAGAAGAAGAUGGUGAGCCUGGACAUCUGCCGAUACUUGGCCUUGGAUGAAGCUGACAGGAUGAUCGAUAUGGGCUUUGAGGGGGACAUCCGCACCAUCUUCUCCUACUUCAAGGGCCAGCGGCAAACCCUCCUCUUCAGUGCCACAAUGCCCAAGAAGAUCCAGAACUUUGCCAAGAGCGCCCUGGUGAAGCCCAUCACCAUUAAUGUUGGGCGAGCGGGUGCUGCCAGCCUGGAUGUUGUGCAGGAAGUGGAGUACGUGAAAGAGGAGGCCAAGAUGGUGUACCUCCUUGAGUGCCUGCAGAAGACCCCGCCACCCGUGCUGAUCUUUGCAGAGAAGAAGGCAGAUGUUGAUGCGAUCCACGAGUACCUGCUGCUCAAGGGUGUGGAGGCUGUGGCCAUCCAUGGAGGGAAAGAUCAGGAGGAACGGACAAAAGCCAUCGAGGCGUUCCGGGACGGGAAGAAGGAUGUCCUGGUUGCCACUGAUGUUGCUUCUAAGGGUCUGGACUUCCCAGCCAUCCAGCACGUCAUCAACUACGACAUGCCAGAGGAGAUUGAGAACUAUGUUCAUCGUAUUGGGCGCACGGGCCGUUCAGGCAACACUGGCAUUGCCACCACCUUCAUCAACAAAGCCUGUGGUGAGAAGUGGCAUGGGGCUGGGGGCUGCCUGCGUGGGGGCUGUGGCUCACCUGUGCUCCAGGGGCUGCACUGUGGGGAUGAUACCAUGCUGGACAUCGGAGGCGAGCGGGGCUGUGCCUUCUGCGGCGGCCUGGGCCAUCGCAUCACCGACUGCCCCAAGCUGGAGGCGAUGCAGACCAAGCAAGUCAGCAACAUCGGCCGCAAGGACUACCUGGCCCACAGCUCGAUGGACUUCUAG